AUGCCACCAAAGAGAAUAUCUAGCAAAUCUCGGAGAGUGCCAACUCCUGCCUCUCAACAAAACAAGAGACGACGGGUAUCAACAAAUAUGGAAGCGGUCGAGACAGUUACGCCCCUAUCCCCUGAUGUCCUGGAAACCAUUACCAGACAAGUAACCGAGCGGGUCACUGCUACAAUCAGAGAGGAGUUGACAACGCUAAUAACUAAUGUGACCAGCAGCACCACAGCCACUAGUCAGGGGAGUAUUAGUAAUAAUACUUCGGGGGUUUCUGUCAAUAAUGAUCCAAGCUUAACUAAUUCUGUUAUUUGUGGGUCAGAAUCGACUGCCCCAAGUACAUCCAAUGACCAAGCUAUUCAACAGUCUGUUGAAGCCUUGGUAAUUAACCAUACUGAAAAAAUAGCAGGUAAAUCAGUUCUUACAACUGGCGCCAUGGACAGACAGAAACCCAGUCAACGUGCCUCCACUUCCAAAAUUUCCGAAUUAACAAGUGACAUCCAGAGACUCCUGGAUACCAGUCUCACAAGUUCCUCAACAGCUUCGUACUCCCAUGCAUGGACAGUUUUUCAAAACUUUGCAAAGAAAUAUGGGUUUUUGGUUGAACUUCCAGUUAAACAACAUAUAUUAGUAUAUUAUGUUGCAUACCUCUUUUCGAGGGACUAUGCUGCAUCGACCAUUACAUCUUACCUCUCAGCUAUUAGUUACAUUCAUAAGCUUAACAAUUUUGGGGAUCCAUGCUCAUCCUUUUUAAUACAAAAAUUACUGUUAUCAACCCGCAAACUGAAACCUUCACAAGAUGUUAGGAUACCUAUUACCAAAAAUAUUUUACAUCAAAUAUGCGACGAUUUACCAUUUACAGUUUCUAAUGCAUUUGAAUCGGCCAUGUUCAAAGCAAUGUUUUUGUUGGCAUUCUACGGGUUUUUAAGGGUUGGAGAAAUAACAUCUUACCAGAAAGUAAUCAAUAAGAAUUUACUUCACAUCAAUCAGAUUUGUAUGGAACAAGACAAAAUUAUUAUCAAAUUUAUUACAUAUAAACAUCACAUGGGUAAACCAUUUUUUCUUACAAUACAUUCAGCAAGUAGCAAAAACCAUUGUCCAGUUCAAUGCCUCAAAAGUUACUUAAGUUUAAGAGGGAUACAAAAUGGGCCACUCUUUUGUUAUGUGCCAAAUAUUCCAGUUACUAGGUGUAAAUUUUCCGCAAUACUUAAAAACUGUCUCUCAUUUGCAAACAUGGACAUGAGUAGAAUAACAAGUCAUUCUUUCCGGAUAGGCAUGGCAUCUCAUUGCGCGGAUAUUGGCAUGAGCGACAGCAAAAUAAGACUCUUAGGUCGAUGGAAAUCGGAUGCAUUCAAAAGUUAUAUUAGGCCAAUUAACCCUUCCUAA
This is a messenger RNA of Saccostrea echinata, 1380 nucleotides long. RefSeq lists its product as uncharacterized. Gene Ontology annotation, molecular function: DNA binding. Gene Ontology annotation, biological process: DNA recombination; DNA integration. The coding region runs from base 1 to 1380 and encodes 459 amino acids. The record is from RefSeq and is a predicted model, not a curated record. Lineage: Eukaryota; Metazoa; Mollusca; Bivalvia; Ostreida; Ostreidae. The transcript has 2 exons.